This is a messenger RNA of Suillus plorans, 2589 nucleotides long. RefSeq lists its product as uncharacterized. Lineage: Eukaryota; Fungi; Basidiomycota; Agaricomycetes; Boletales; Suillaceae. The record is from RefSeq and is a predicted model, not a curated record. Gene Ontology annotation, biological process: regulation of DNA-templated transcription. The coding region runs from base 1 to 2589 and encodes 862 amino acids. Gene Ontology annotation, molecular function: DNA-binding transcription factor activity, RNA polymerase II-specific; zinc ion binding. The transcript is spliced from 8 exons.
AUGUCGCCACGAGCAUCUUCCUCUGCACCGAGAACCGCAUCCGCUGCUAGCGCUCCAUAUCCACGACGAGCUGCUGGCCAACCAAAGUCUUCUAGGCAACAGUUCUCCGCUUGUGGUGCUUGCCGCAUGCGAAGAGUUCGAUGUGACCUCAAAGACCUCCCAAUGACACAGACCACAAGCGGUGUCCAGCAUCCCUCAUGCUCAAACUGCAAAGAACGUGGGAUCAAAUGCGUCGAUGAAUUUGCUGAAGUCAAAGCUGUGAAACUUUUAAGACGCGGCCGCCGUUUACAACAAGUAGAAGCUGUCUACGGCAAAGUUACAGAUGACGAAUCUAACUCGUCUUCUGCCAUGUCCACUCCAUCAAACCCCACGAUCCCAACCACGCUCUCCGCGGGGAUCGCCACAUCCAGACAAUCCACUAUCCCCCUCCUCAAGCUAGAAUUCCUUAGCUCAUCUUUCUUCCGCAGAUUCAGCAUUCAACGCCCUAUAAUCGAACCCACUGAAUUCACAUCAAGAUACUUUGCUCAUAUUAAGGGCACUUCCACUCUCAGUAUCGAGGGUCAGAUGAUUGCGAUGCUACUUGUCACUUGGGCUGCCUCAUUUGGCGUCGAUGAAUAUGGUGUGGAGGAAGAAGCAGAGCCCCAUUCCCCCACUAUGCCCGACGCACCCAAGUUCUCUCAAGAUGCCGAUGAUGAUUACUCUGACCCAAACCGUCGCGCUCGCACUCUUCGUACAGAGUCCAUGAUCAGGGAGAUCCUCCAUCUCAUCGAUAUUCACGCCGUACUCCGACGCCCGACUUGGGACGGCGUUAGGGUUCUUUUGCUCAUCCUUCCAUUAACUCAGGGUAUACAAAGUUCCAUGGACAGGGGGGCCAUGUACGAGGCAACGCUUUCCCAAGUUUACACGCUCUGCAGCUCGAGCAAUCAUUCUGUCCUACAAAGUGGCCAAGGAUCGUAUUGUGACGCACUUGUCCGUGCUAGAGUAUUCUGGUACGCUUACGUACACGAAGGUGUUCGCACUGCCUUGCGCGGCGGUCGGCUAUACCUUGACGAGGACGACCUUGUUGCAUUCCAAAGCACACUUCCUCCUCAAUACUGUGCAUCUGCAUCUGGCAGCGCUCCUUCAUCUACAUCUGCUUCAUCACACUCGUCCCCUACCGCCACUUCUCCAGUGUCGUCCGAUAACCCUGUCAAUUCCUUGCAGGAUCCUCGUGGUCACUCGCGCGCUUCGCUCUCUUACCUGCUCUCGUCCCAUUAUUUUUCGCUCGCCCUCUCCGUGUCUGGUGUAUGUCGUGCCGUUCACGCAGUGCUCACUGGACCUCGUGCGCGUCGUCGCACCGAUGCUGGUGUUGCAAUCCGCGAGGACUCCCUCGUGGAGAUCUGGGAUGGGCUCGAGCGAUGCUGGGAGGACUUUGAGUCUCUCCGUCGUGGAGCAGGCGGCAUUGGCACCGUGGGUGGCGGCCUUGUUCGUGGAGAGGACGUCGAGCGUUUCGUGAGCGGAUGGCAAGUGUUCAUCUUUGAGUGCUUGAACAUCAUCCGGGAAGCCUUGAGACAGCGCAUCGUUAAUCAAACCAAGGGGAGCCCCGACUCGAACGGUCGUUCCCCUCCCGCCGAUCGUGCCCUUUGCCGCAUGCUCGCCCAAGCUACUCGCCGUUGCCGCCUUGUGCUUCCUCGCGUCAUCGCUAUCUUGAAGCGUCACCUAGCUGUUCCAUCGAGCGGAUUCUUCGCUCAUGAUGCCGGGCUCAUCCGAGACGGAUGCUACUAUGCAGCCUUGCUACUUGCGCAAGGGGACGUUGAUCAGGAUGCGGAUAGUGAUCUGAAAGGCGAUGACGGACUCGCUUGGGACGCUGACGCCGAGGACGGUGUUGACGUGUGUCUACGGGCACUAGGAGAGAUUGGCUGGAUCUACGCCAACAGCGAGGAGCGGGAGAAGACAGUUCGCAUGGUUUGGGAGGCACGGGUCAUCCGUGAUGAUGAGCGCCGUCGUGAACGCAACCGUCAGCGUGAUUAUCUUGAGGAUCAACGUGCUCAGGCUUAUCACUCAGGACAACGUUCGCAGGAUCAUUCUCCAUAUAUGAUUAACAAACCGUCGUUGCCGGCGUCCGCUCGCGGUCAAGGAGCGACGCCUCGUUCACUCUCACUUGUGUCAGCCGCUGGUCAGUCUCGUCCUCAUCUUCCUCCACUGUCGGUUGCGUUUUCUCCUGCGGAGAGUUCACCCAACACGGCUAUCACGGACGAUGGCAGUGGCAGUUGGUCUACAUAUACGCCACCCACGACGUCGAGUUCGAUGACGAGUAACGCGACUACGAACCGCAGCGUGUCGCCACCUGAUUCUGGAUCGCCUCACACACUGUCAUCAUUAAAACAUCUUCCACCUAUACAGCACUCGCUGAAAACGGAGAAUGAUUCAUUCUACAAUGGGGAUCUUGAUCCAUUCUCAUUUUCUGUGGACGGGACCACGGGGCCGGGUGUUGUUGGAGGCGCUCAUGGAUGGACAUCGCAAUAUCAACAUCCAGUGGGGCCUGGUAGCGGAUACCUGGACCCGAGCGUGAUCUUUACUGGAGCGGACUGCCAAACAUUCUACCACUAA